AUGGAAUCCAAAACCCUAACCGAGACGACCGUACCGAGCCACGACGAGACCGAGACAGAGUCAGCAGAGUUCGAGAAGAAUCAAGAACGGUACCAAGCUCUAAUCUCCACGUUCCCUCACGAGAAAGGCUGGAGACCGAAAGAGCCCUUGAUCGAAUACGGUGGUUACUGGUGGAUACAACCUCUACUCGAAGGUUGUCUUCACGCGCAAGAGUUCUUCCAAGCGCGUCCUAACGACUUCCUAGUUUGUAGCUAUCCAAAAACAGGUACCACUUGGCUCAAAGCCCUAACUUUCGCCAUCGCAAAUCGAUCACGCUUCGACGAUUCCUCGAACCCUCUCUUAAAACGUAACCCUCACGAGUUUGUUCCUUACAUUGAGAUAGAUUUCCCUUUCUUCCCUGAAGUUGAUGUUCUCAACGACAAAGGAAACACUCUGUUUUCCACUCAUAUCCCAUUUGAGUUAUUACCCGAUUCCGUCGUGAAAUCGGGUUGUAAGAUGGUUUACAUUUGGAGAGACCCCAAGGAUUCUUUCAUAUCCAUGUGGACCUUCCUCCACAAGGAAAGGUCGGAACUUGGACCAAUCAGCAAUCUUGAAGAGUCUUUUGAUAUGUUUUGUCGAGGUCUAAUUGCGUACGGUCCUUAUCUUGAUCAUGUUUUGAAUUAUUGGAAAGCUUACCAAGAAAGUCCAGAUCGGAUUUUGUUCCUCAAGUACGAGACGAUGAGAGCUGAUCCUUUGCCUUAUGUGAAGAAACUAGCUGAGUUUAUGGGUUAUGGAUUCACAGAGGAGGAAGAGAAGAAAGGGAUUGUUGAGAAAGUAGUGAAUCUUUGUAGCUUCGAGACGUUGAAGAAUCUUGAAGCUAACAAAGGUGAGAAAGAGAGAGAGGACCGUGCUGCUGUUUUUGCGAAUAGCGCGUAUUUCAGGAAAGGGAAGGUUGGAGAUUGGUCGAAUUAUCUGACUCCGGAGAUGGCAGCUCGUAUCGAUGGGAUAAUGGAAGAGAAAUUCAAGGCUACCGGUUUGCUUGAGCAUUGUAAAUGA
Messenger RNA from Arabis nemorensis, 1035 nucleotides. NCBI's taxonomy places the organism in Eukaryota, Viridiplantae, Streptophyta, Magnoliopsida, Brassicales, Brassicaceae. The record is from the annotation of a GenBank genome assembly.